AUGUCACUUGAGCAGCAGAUACAACAGGAAAGUGAACGAUUCUAUGUUCUAUUCGGUCGUCUAUCUGAUACACAAUGGAGUGAAGCUGCAAUGCCAGAAGUGAAGUCGCACUUGACCGCUCUUCAAAAUCAAGCUCGCCUUACAAAAAACACGAUUAAUAAGUUUAAUAUGACAGUCGAUAAGGAGUACAAACGUUUAGCCGAUCUUAAAGGACAUGGCGUUAGACACGUUUGGUACCAAGUUCGAGGUAAAUUGGAACAACGUUUGGAUGAACAAGAAAAGACAUGGCUGCGAGAGUUUGAAAAAUGCAAAGAAGAAGAACAACGUCUGGCCGUAUUACAAGAACAAAUCAAUUCGGCUGAACAACAUUUACAUCAGUGUCAAAGUACCUAUGAAGAGUAUGCGAAGACAAAAAAAGAGCUCGAUGAAUUGUUGGAGUACUACUUUUUCGGCGUUACUCCUUCUUAUCCUGAUGAAGAUGCAAUGGAGCAGAAGCUACAAAAAGAAAAAGAGCAUUUAAUUACUCUUCAAAACUACCAUCGUAUUUUCAUGCAUACGUUUGAAUUACUGCAAAAAGCCAAUCAAGCCCUCAAAGUCUCUCUACGAGCACUUAACGAUGCAUUAAACAUGAACACUUUCGACUUGUUUUCUGACUCUUCUUUUGCCGAUAUGGCAGUGAGUUCCUAUCUGGCUAAAGCUAGAAAUGCAUCAGCUCAAGCACAACAAUUUGUAAAUGAAGCUAGACGUUUAUAUCCAAGUAUGCCACAUACUGGUGACUUGCAUAUAAAACAGGAUAAUCUUGUUUUUAAUGUCAUCUUCGAUAAUAUUUGGACCGAUAUGAGUAUGAGAAAAAAGAUUCGUGAAGCAUUGGAUCGAAUCUCUCACGCUGAUGCAGUUUUAGCUAAUAUAUUAUUGGAAAUGAAGCAAAAACUAAACAAAUGCGAAACUGAUCGAGAUAUGACCAGCAAAAAUGUGAAAAGAAUGGCGGCUGAACAUUUUAGUGCGAGAGUCGCAAUUGUGAAAAACAUUAUACAACCUCCACCUCCAUAUUCAACCACAUAA
This is a messenger RNA of Rotaria sp. Silwood2, 1062 nucleotides long. The record is from the annotation of a GenBank genome assembly. Lineage: Eukaryota; Metazoa; Rotifera; Eurotatoria; Philodinida; Philodinidae.